CGCCCUGUCUGGAGUGUUCCUGAAAAAUAGAUUUGAGCUACUUGUGCAAAGCUAAAAACACCACAAUAUUAUUCACAAUAGUCAAACUAAGUUGUCUUCUUUCGGGAAUAUAUCGAAAGUCACAAGACCACACUUCCUCUAUCGUCUGCAAUUCUACCAUGGUCGGUGUUAAAGUGAUUGGGAGUGAUCCGGAAUUUCUACCGGAGCUAGCGGCCGCCGGCUCGAGGCUCGCGGUGGUAAAGUUCACAAUGGCCGGAUGCCGGCCAUGUGUCAGAAUAGCUCCAGCGUUCAACAUGUUGAGUAAUAAGUAUCCCCAGGUUGUCUUCCUUGAAGUUGAUGUCCAUGUCUGUCCGACAACAAAGGAAUCCAACAACAUAUCAGCCACACCGACGUUCUUAUUCUUCAGGAACAGGGAUCGGGUCGACCAGUAUCAAGGAGCAGAUGCAGCGGGUCUUGAGGACAAAAUCAAACAGCUCACAGAGAAUGAUCCAGGAAACAGCGAGGACUCUGACAUUCCAAAGGGAUAUAUGGACCUCAUGCCUUUUGUCAACAAAGCCGGCUGCGAAUGCCUCAAUGAGAGCGAUGACUGCGGCUUUGACAACUGCUUACUGAAAGACUCGUCCUACCUGGAGUCAGAUUGUGAUGAACAGUUGCUGAUAACUAUCGCCUUCAACCAGCCUGUGAAGCUCUUCUCCAUGAAGUUGCUGUCCUCAGACAUUGCCCAGUCCCCUAAAGUGGUGAAGAUAUUCAUCAAUCUCCCACGCUCGAUGGGUUUCGACGAUGCUGAACGAAACGAAGCCACCCAAACUCUGGAAAUGGCGGAGGAAGACUACAAAGACGAUGGAAUCAUUCCACUGCGCUAUGUCAAGUUUCAGAAUGUGCAGAGUGUAACGUUGUUCAUCAAAUCAAACCAAGCAGAUGAGGAGACAACAAAAAUAAACUACUUGACAUUCAUUGGUACUCCAGUACAGGCUACCAACAUGAAUGACUUCAAAAGGGUUGUGGGAAAGAAAGGAGAGAGUCACUGAUGGUAGGAAAGAAGAGGCUGCUGAUAUUUUAAAGGACUUUUCCCUUUGCCAAAGCUGCCACACUUCAUGCAGACAUCAACACAUACCACGCAAAGACGCACUCACACUCCUCAACUCGUGAAUUAAAGAAUUAUCAGUGUCUGGGGACUCUCAGUCUAUAAACAUUUGUAUUGUAAUUCAAAUUAAAAAUCCUGUAAAUAAAACAGUCCUUUUGCAAAGGCA
Molecule: messenger RNA, 1250 nt
Organism: Syngnathus typhle (broad-nosed pipefish)
Lineage: Eukaryota; Metazoa; Chordata; Actinopteri; Syngnathiformes; Syngnathidae
Gene: txnl1
Product: thioredoxin-like 1
Exons: 8
Coding region: 159-1028 (289 amino acids)
Source: RefSeq, a predicted model, not a curated record